CUUCCGCGAAUGAUUUUAUUACUACCGUAUUCGUGACGACGCGCGAACUAACGAAUGAAAGAAAAUUCUCCGAGUAAAAUCGACUAGAACGAAUUUUCCAAGGAAAUCUUAAGCUAAGAAAAGUAUGAAUCGUGGUGUCGAUGAGAGUGGGAACGAGGAGAUAAGUUUGCCUCCGAUACGAACACCUGGACCGAUUAAAAUUUGGAAGACGGUAGAUGGAUUCAAAACUAUUGGUGGUGUAUCAAAACCCGUGAAAAUUGUUAUACAAGAAAUACCAGAGGAUAGAUACGAAGAUAUGCUUGAUCAUUUCACUACUCAUUUCGUGAAUGACGAGCCUUGUUGCGUCAGUAUCAAAUUAAAAGAUGACCCAGUGGGCAUAAAAGAUCUUCGAAAUAUAUGGAAAAUUAUUUUAAAACAAGGCUUGUCAGUCGGUGCUUUCGUCGAUGAUCCAAAAGGAGGUAAACCCGAAAUAGCGGGAGGAAAUAUACUGGGCUAUGAAAAUAAAAACGACGAUAGAAAAAUCGAUAAAUAUAAGAUGCAACCAUCCGCGGCUAAGAAUCUAGUUACUCCUGCACUAGAAUUGUACAAAGAGGCAAAAGUUUACGACUAUUACAACACGGACAAACACUUAUUUGCUUUAGGUCUAAUCGUUCAAUCUUCUUAUCGUGGGCAUCAUCUUGGUGCGCACAUUUUAAGUGUAAGGGAAAAGAUUGGCCGAGAGUAUAAGAUUCCCAUGACGUCGACACCAUUUAGUUCCACGAUUUCUCAAAAAUCAGCUGCUCGUUGCGGAUUCGAAGUAAUUUUAUCUAGAGAUUACGAUCAGAUAUUAGACGAGCAAGGAAAGGAAGUAUUUCCUGGUAUUAAAUUUAAAGCAAUGCAAGUGAUGGGAAGAAGAUUGUAUUAAAGUAUCAUCGUCUGUUUUCUUUCGCUCGUAUUGACAGUCGUAUAUGUAUGAAAGUAUUAAAAAUGCAAACGUUUAAACGUCAAGAAAAACCGUAAGCAAUUCGAUCAUUAAACGCAUGAAAUGAAUUCAAGGAAACGAAAAGAAAAAAAAAGGAAAGUACAAGUAAUUAAAAUUGAUUGGCUUAACGUUGCAUGACCCGUUAUCAAAUCAAAUACCUAUCUUCGUCUUUUACAUUUGAAAUUUUUAUUAUUUAUUUACAGGCUUUAAGAAAUUUUUUGAGUACACAUUUUAAAUCGUACUUAGUAGUUCUCAGCACUUAAUUUCAUUUGAAAGUCAAAUGUUUUCAAUAAUUAGAAUACGUAUAUACAUAUACAUAUAUAUAUAUGUGUGUGUGUGUGUGUGUAUGUAUAGAGCAAAUAACUAUAAUAUAGCCUAGAUAUCAAUUAUUAUCUAUUAUAUUUCAUAUGAAAUGUUAAUCGAAUUAAGGAUAUCCCACAUGAAAAUUAUUUUACUUGUGUAAAAAUAAUGUUUCUUGUACAAUGUCAUUGCAAGAAAAAAUAAAAACUUGUUGCAAAGUCUA
Molecule: messenger RNA, 1484 nt
Organism: Vespula pensylvanica (western yellowjacket)
Lineage: Eukaryota; Metazoa; Arthropoda; Insecta; Hymenoptera; Vespidae
Exons: 5
Coding region: 125-904 (259 amino acids)
Molecular function (GO): N-acetyltransferase activity
Source: RefSeq, a predicted model, not a curated record